AAACAGUAUAGUGAUGUUCUUACAGUGUAACUGUGUCAUGUAAAGUGUCUACGACUGUUUUGGGCCAGUAAAGGAAAAUAAAAGUACUGUCAUUCCAGAUUUUACAUGACAUAAUCUUUCAAAAUCAAUAUAAAUAUUAAACGUUAUUUUGAUAUUCUUGAUUUAUCAUUCUUGACCAUUGUUAAACGUCGUAUUAUUUAAUUCAACUUGCAGCAUAAGUGUUGAUGUGGUAUUUAAUUUUUGAGGUAUACAAUUUCACCAUCCACCAUGUUUUGGCAUAAUAACUAUGCACCUUCUGCAGAAAUUGAAAAUUUGCUUAAUGAAGAGGAUGUAACGUUGAAUAAACUGAUGGAUGCUGAAGAUAUUUUACAGGAAUGUAAAACUCAAAAUAAAAAGUUAUUAGAUUUUUUAACUAGAGCAGAUAUCUUAGAAGAAUUGGUUGAUUUAAUUACUAUUGAACCAUCUACAGACUUAGAAGAGCGCAAAAGAUAUAAAUAUUCAAAUAUAGCUUGUGAAUUACUCACAUGUGAUUCGCCACCGCUCACUAAGAAAUUAGCAGGAAAUGAUGUUUUGUUGGCAAAGUUAUACUCUUUCAUAGAUAGAGAAGAGCCUUUAAAUCCAUUAUUGGCUUCAUUUUUUAGCAAAACUUUGCAUGCAUUAUUAAGACAGCCUUCAGAUCAGGAUUGGUUUUCAUAUCAGUUUGUAUGUCUACAAGUUUUGGAAUCUUUGAAGAAUCGAAAAAAUUGUGUUGAUCUUUUGCUGCAACACUUGGGAACUUCUGCAAUCAUGGAUUUAAUAUUGAUUCUAUUGACCAAGAUUGAAGGAAGUGAGAUGCGUCAAAAUAUUUUUACUUGGUUAGAUGACCAAAAUUUGAUACAACGUCUAAUAAAAUUACUAUCUCCAACUUCUGAUCCUGAAAAACAUACAAAUGCAUCACAACUUUUGUGUGAUAUAAUUAGACAUUCCCGAAUGGAAAUGGAGAAACAACCUACUUUGAUACUGCAAACAUUGCAAUCUGAAGAAACGAUACGUUUAAUUCUUGACACAAUUUUAGUGGAAGAAAAAGUUGAAACUAGUAUUGUUGGUGGAAUUAGAGUCUUGAACAAUAUUUUGGGUCAAAAAAAAGAAAAAGACACAGAGACAACUGAUGGAUAUGGUUCACCAUUUAACAAUCAUGUAGAAGAUGAAGAGCGUGAAAAAUUUAUCCCAGUAAUAAUACCUUACAUAAGUCGACUUAAUAACUUAUUAAUUGAUCCACCUGUGAAAGCAUCUGUAAAAACUACUGCUGGUCUAGUAGAGAAACCUUUUGGAAUGACGCGAUUGUACAUUUUAAAAUUAUAUGUUAAUCUUCUUUCAACACAAAAUUUAGAUAUUUUAACUGCAUUUGCAGAAUUGAAUACCUUUAGUAUUCUAUUGGAUUUAUUUUUUGAAUUUUCAUGGAAUAAUUUCUUGCACAGUCAAGUGCAAAAAUGUUUGUCUUUAGCAUUAAAAUGCAGCUCUUCUGAUGUUAACGCCAAACUAUUUGAUAAUAUUUUUAUCAAAGCUAGAUGUAUUGAAAGAUUACUCGAAGUUUGGGAUGAAGAUUAUAAUAAAAGGAAAGAUAACAAGGGUCACUUAGUUGUAAUUGCUAAUGAUAUUUUAAUUAAAUGCUCUGAAGAUGAUGAUUUUAAUUCUUUCUUAAAAAAAAAUUUAUCUGAACCAGUUUUUUCUAAAUGGGAGGAUUUUGUAUCAACUAAGUUACAUGAUACUAAUGAAAAUCAAAAAAUGUCUCUGGGCAGUCCCAAAUUGACAGAAUCGUCUGGCGAUGAAUAUGCAUCAUCAAUGUCUACUUUAACAUGGUUGAAAGAAUCCUUCAUGAAUUCUCAAGACCAACCGAAUGCAUCUUCUAAUGUUAGUUGUUAUCAACCAAUAUUAGAAGCAGAGAAUUGUUAUUUCAACUUCCAAUCUGAUAAGUUUCAUGACGUUGAUGCAGAAAUGAACUCUUUGGAACAAAUGAAUCAACAAUCUCUUAACUUAUCCCAAGAUUCUGAAUUUCUGAAAAGCCAAGAAAUAUUUAAUAAUAUUUGCGAUGAUGUUAGUAGUGCUAUGCAAUGGGGACAAAGUCAUGACUGCAAUACCGACCAAUCUGAUUGGUUGAAAAAUGAGAAGAAUAGUUCAAGCUCUUCGGACGAAGACGAAGGUUCUAGAGAUUUUGGCAUGGAAGAUAAUUCCACUGAUCUUUGGGGUCAAAUGAAAUCUUUAUCGAUGAGAGAUGCAUCAUCCCCUAUCAAUCUUUGGAGUUCAAAUACGGUUGAACCUGUUGAGCAAACUGGAUGGGCCAACUUCGAAGAGUUUAGUUCUGCGCCUUGUGAAGAAGGUUUAGUACCUUCAACACAAUGUGAAAAACCAGAGGCAGAAAUAGUUAAUGUACCAGCUGAGCCAGAAAAUCCAGUUAAAUCCGAACUAUUGUCACCAAUCAUUGACGCCGAUUCCUCAAUAGUCACAAAUGAACCAAAUUUGACACAUAAUGCUCCAUUAGAUUUUGAAGACGAAAAUCUUUCUCGUUCGUCCGAUUCAAGUGAUGAAAAAUCUUCAGAAAUCGUUCCAGACAGCAACACAAACGCAACCGAAACGGACGGCCGACCACCUCAAACAGAAGAACUACCCAAAAGUUGAAAAAUGUUCAUUUAAAAAAUUGUUCAAUUUUGUUAACAAACUGUUAAAUAUAAUAAAAAUAAACGG
Molecule: messenger RNA, 2721 nt
Organism: Trichogramma pretiosum
Lineage: Eukaryota; Metazoa; Arthropoda; Insecta; Hymenoptera; Trichogrammatidae
Gene: fmt
Product: serine/threonine-protein phosphatase 6 regulatory subunit 3
Exons: 17
Coding region: 268-2655 (795 amino acids)
Cellular component (GO): nucleus; cytosol
Molecular function (GO): protein phosphatase regulator activity; protein phosphatase binding
Source: RefSeq, a predicted model, not a curated record